Messenger RNA from Esox lucius (northern pike), 2202 nucleotides. RefSeq names its product forkhead box C1b (gene foxc1b). The transcript has a single exon. Gene Ontology annotation, molecular function: DNA-binding transcription factor activity, RNA polymerase II-specific; RNA polymerase II cis-regulatory region sequence-specific DNA binding. The record is from RefSeq and is a predicted model, not a curated record. Gene Ontology annotation, biological process: regulation of transcription by RNA polymerase II; anatomical structure morphogenesis; cell differentiation. The coding region runs from base 304 to 1719 and encodes 471 amino acids. NCBI's taxonomy places the organism in Eukaryota, Metazoa, Chordata, Actinopteri, Esociformes, Esocidae.
CGAGCAGGCACAAGCCAAAAUGUGAACGGGGUAAAAAAGUGUAUCUGUAGUGACGAAUCCUUGAGCCGUAGUUUUCCCAAUGUUCGCCACAGUAGACUGUGCGCAGCCUUCACUCCAGUCAUCCUGGCGAGCCGUGGCUUAGGCUAACCAUACUUUCCCAAACUCCUUUCGCAAUAGACAGAAAUAACAUAAAGAAAAGAAGCCUGAGGAGGAAACUGGAGCUAAAAAUCGUCAUUCGAUUGAAGCUUUUGGGAGAGUUCUUUAUUCUUUCAAACUUUACGGGAAGAAGGCGAGGAGUACAUAAUGCAGGCUCGUUACUCAGUCUCCAGCCCCAACUCUUUGGGCGUCGUACCUUACAUUAGCAGUGACCAGAGCUAUUACCGGGCCGCAGCUGGUGGAGGGUACACCGGGAUGCCUGCUCCCAUGAGUAUGUACUCUCACGCGGCCCAAGACCAAUACCAGGCCAGUAUGGCGCGUGCUUACGGACCGUACACCCCGCAGCACCAGCCCAAGGACAUGGUCAAACCUCCGUACAGCUACAUCGCCCUCAUCACCAUGGCGAUACAGAACUCGCCGGACAAGAAAGUGACACUGAAUGGAAUUUAUCAGUUUAUCAUGGAGAGGUUCCCGUUCUAUCGAGACAACAAACAGGGGUGGCAGAACAGCAUUCGGCACAACCUGUCCCUCAAUGAAUGCUUUGUCAAAGUGGCCCGGGACGAUAAGAAGCCCGGUAAAGGCAGCUACUGGACUCUGGACCCAGACUCCUAUAACAUGUUCGAGAACGGAAGCUUCCUGAGGCGUCGCAGACGAUUCAAGAAGAGCAAUGUUCAGAAGGACAAGGAUGAGAGGCAGGGAAAGGACUCGUCAGGAAGAGGAGCCCGGGACAUGGAGAAUGAGCAGCCCGUUCAGGGCUCCCAGCCUGUGCGCAUCCAGGACAUAAAAACGGAGAACGGGACCUCUACUCCUCCACAGGCCGAAUCUCCAAGCCUACCUGUCCCCAAGAUAGAGAGUCCUGGCAGCAGCAGUAGUAUGUCCACCGGCAGCCCUCAUAGUGUGCCCUCUUCUCGGUCCCUCUCCAUGGAUGGUCCGGAGCAUCAUCAUCACGCCCAGGCUGCGGCACAAGGCUUCAGUGUGGACAACAUCAUGACCUCGCUCCGGGGGUCGCCCCAAGGCACCACAGAGCUCACGUCUCCUCUUAUCUCAUCCUCUAGGACAGGUAUAACCUCCUCUCUAUCGCUUAACUAUUCCCCCAAUCAGACGUCUGCAUACAACUCACCAAACUGCAACCAGAACUCAGUCCCUACAAACUCUAACGCUACGUACCACUGCAACAUGCAAGCUAUGAGCCUGUACGCUGGGGACCGGGGAGGCCACCUCGCGGCUUCCACCACGGUGGACGAGACUCUGCCCGAUUACUCCAUCACCACGACGACCACAUCACCGCUUGGGCAUGGUAACCUGAGUUCUGGACAAGAUGGUAGUCACCAUGCGCACCAGGGCCGGCUCGCGUCCUGGUACGGGGACCUGGGACACCUGGGCACUAGCUACCCUGCUCAGCAACAAAACUUUCAUUCGGUGCGAGAGAUGUUCGAGUCUCAACGGAUCGGUUUGAAUAGCUCUCCGGUUAACGGGAAUAAUAGUUGUCAGAUGGCCUUUCCCUCCGGGCAAUCCAUCUACCGUACCUCCGGAGCUUUCGUUUACGACUGCAGCAAAUUCUGAAAACAGCAAAAACAAAUGUUUUAAAAAUGAAUAACUUUAAUAUAUAUUUCCGUCUUGUUGUACUUUACCGGUCCUUUAUUCCUCCCCAAAUGGACUAAACAGAUUGAGAGAUGAGAUUUGUUCUGGUGUAUAAGACAGAAAGGCGUGUGUUACACCGAAUAACACGUAAGUUUAUUUUCUCUCUCACUUUGAGGACUUUGUUGCUUUAACAUCCACAUCUUAUACACUUGUUAUUAACUGUAAAUUGCAUAUAGUAAUUUAUUAUUAGAAAGCAAGGGACUAAAGUUGGAUGUUGUGGACCAAACACCAACAAGUGUUUCCAAAUUCAUCUCCCUUAAAUUGUCCAGGAAAUUGUUAUUUUAUGAAAAAUGAGUGGAACUUGUAUACCGACGUAUUCUAUUCAAUUUUGUGUCCUAUUUGUUGAAAGUUUUCUGAAGGCAAUGCAUUGUUUGUCUAAUAAACAGCCAUUCUAUUUGAUUUAAA